AUGUACAAGGCCAGAUUGCCUGAUCACAAACAGGUUGCCGUGAGGAACGCAAACUACUCUGCAGUCAUCCCCCAUCAGGGCGACUACGUGGAAGGUCUCCUGGUCGACGGGCUCUCAGACCAAGACCUCCGGCAUAUGGACUACUUUGAAGGCUACGAGUUCGCUUCCGUUCCUGUAAAAGUACAGCUUCUUGACCCAAUUGACAUACGCCACAGCGACCAACACAGUGGAAGAACGGAGGUCAGCAGUAAACCCUUCAAAGCCGGUCUUUGUUACAUAUGGAACGACUCUUACGACCGCCUGGAGUUGUAG
Messenger RNA from Ogataea haglerorum, 312 nucleotides. RefSeq lists its product as uncharacterized. NCBI's taxonomy places the organism in Eukaryota, Fungi, Ascomycota, Pichiomycetes, Pichiales, Pichiaceae. The transcript has a single exon. The record is from RefSeq and is a predicted model, not a curated record. The coding region runs from base 1 to 312 and encodes 103 amino acids.